GACAAAGAGCUUGGUUGUUCCUGGUAUUACUGUGUUGAAUGUCGCAGCUGUAUUUCCAUGGCCUCCCUCCUGCUUUCUGCUGUAGUUUUCAAAACAACUAUACUAGGAAUUGUGCCAUUUGGGAAGACUGUUGUGGUCGUGCUUGGGCCUAAAACCCAAAGGUAUGAACGCGUGGUGGGGUGAGGAUUUUCAUGGUGGAUUCCCAGAAGAUGUGCUUGUCAUUGACUGCAUCGUGAAAAAGAUUUCCAAUCUUUUCUCAUUUCCACUAUCACCUUUUUCUUUCUUCCUUUUCUUCAUUUUCAAACCCAAAGGAUGGAAAAGUGACCUCUGUCGGUUGGUUAACUUUGCCGAUGAAGUUUCCACGGAAUGGAAUCUUGGUAGACACUUUCCCGAUCAGUGUCCACACACUGUCUUGCGCCUACCCUGUUAAUUUUCAUUCUUUCUUUCUUGAGCGGUAUGUGUGUCUUAUCCACAAAAACAGAAUACUAAAGCGCUUCUUUGCAGUAACAGAGAGAGAGAGAGAGCAUCAGCUUGAGUAAUCAGAGUCAUGGCAGCAGCUGCUUCUUCUUAUUCAUCUCCACCUGACCACCGUGAUUCCUCCUACUCGGGAGAAUGGGAGUACGACGUCUUCUUGUGCUUCAGAGGGGGCGACACCCGCCAUGGUUUUACAAGCCACCUCAUGGCUGCUCUCUGCGACAGGAAAAUCAAAGCCUUUAUCGACACAAUGCUCCGUAAAACAGAGUCCAUCGACGAGCUCCUCUCCGUCCUCCAAAGAUCCGCGCUUUCGAUCGUGAUUUUCUCCGAGAAGUUCGCGGAUUCACCCUGGUGCUUGGACGAGGUGGCCACGAUUGUCCAAAGCAUGUCCAAAUUCGGGCACCGAGUGUUGCCGGUGUUCUACAAGGUCCGUUGGGCUGACGUGGCAGGGGACUCUGGCCGCUACUCUGCCAUCAUCAAUGGCGAGCUUAAAGCGAGCUCCGAGGACAACGAGAAAUGGAAGGAUGCUCUGAAAGCGGUGGCUAAUUAUGCUGGACACACCUCCUCUGCGAUUCCGAUGGAAUCUGAACUGAUCAAGGCGAUUGUGGAAGAUGUUCAGAAGCAACUGGUAGACAUGUCGCCAAGCAUCAGGUCGGAAAGCUUGGUUGGUAUGGGUUCACGUGUUUGGCAAGUCGAGCAAUUGUUAUCCAUGGAAGAAGCAGAUGAUACUCGUAUCAUUGGACUGUGGGGAAUGGCUGGAGUUGGGAAAACUACCCUCGCAAAAGCUUGCUAUGAAAGGGUGAUCUCAUCAACGAAAGGCAUCAAGCAUCAUUUCAUUCGAAACAUCAACCAAAUUUGUGGAGCGCACCAUGGGGUUGAUGGAAUAGUGCGUGAUCUCUAUUCAAAAGUGUUGUCCGAGAGUGAUCUAAGUCGUGACGAUUUAGAUAUGCAUUAUCGAAGAGCACGUCUUUCUUGCUCAAAGGUUUUCAUUGUCCUUGAUGAUGUCGAUACUCUUUGCCAGUUAGAGCAACUGCUUUUAGGAGAAGUCUUCAACAUCACCAAGCUCUUUGCUGCUGGGAGCAGAAUCAUCUUUACAACAAGGAACAAAAAAGUGCUCCAAAAUGCAAGGGCAAGGACAUACCAUGUCGCUUGUUUGAGUGAUGAUGAAUCCGUUCAACUAUUCAGCUUGCGUGCAUUCAGAGAGCGUUCCCCACCAGAUAAUUGGAUGGACCUGUCAUGUCGUGCUACAUCGUACUGCAACGGGAACCCCUUGGCGAUUAGAGUUUUGGGUGGUACAUUGUUCGAUGAGGAUAGAGAUUACUGGGAGAGUGUUUUGAACGGGUUGGGAUUGAUUCAAAACCCAGAAAUUGGAGACAUUCUCAGGAGGAGCUACAAUAAAUUGGGAUCUGAUGAGAAGCGAGUGUUUCUGGAUGUUGCUUGUUUCCUCAACGGGAUAUCAAGAUCCAGACUGGUAGGAUAUAUGGCAGCCUUGCACCCAUCUGCUCAUGCUACAGUGAAGGACCUAAUUGAUAAGUCCCUCUUGACUUGCAUCCCCAGUGAGGAUGAAGAGAAGAUUGAGGUGCAUGGGCUUCUUAUAGAAUUGGCUGUAAACAUUGUGAACGAUGAACCAAAGCUUGGCAAACGCAGCAGGUUGGUGGAUCCUGAGGAUAUUCACAAACUAUUGACAAGCACGGAGAUGAAAAGUUGGUCAGCAUUUCUGGUGAACCUUUUCUACAAAGGAGUGGAGAUGGUUCUACCUAGAAGAAAAAGAAGAAAAGUCAUAGGCAUGCAUCGGACAAGCAAUCGCGUAUUGGAGGGAGACAGAUCAACUGAAGGUAUCAAUUUGAAUCUUUUUAAAGCCAAAGAGAUGUAUUUGGAAGCCAAUGCCUUUGAAGGAAUGUAUUCUCUUACAUUUCUCAAAUUCUGGUGGCCGGAUCAUCAGCGUCCUAUCAAGAAGAAAAUCCAUUUGCCAUACGGUGGGCUUGACUCACUUCCUGACGGGUUGAGAUGGCUGGAGUGGGAUAGAUACCCUUCCAAAUCACUACCUUUCAGUUUUUAUCCCCAAAAUCUCGUCCAUCUUGCUAUACGAUGGAGUCCAAUUAAGAAAUGUUGGGAAGGAGUUGACCAUCCAAAGCUGGUGAGUCUGGUGGUGCUCGAUCUCUCCUAUUGCUUCAAUCUUACUGCUCUUCCAGAUAUCUCAUGCUCUUUACAACUUGAGGAACUCCUACUUAGGGGUUGCAAAAGCCUAGUUGAAGUACCCUCUCAUGUUCAAUAUCUGGACAAGCUGAUAAUACUUAACCUUGGAGGUUGCGAGAACCUCAUGCGUCUUCCAUCAAAACUCAACUCAAAGGUCAUUAAGCAUGUUCGGAUGAGGGAUUGUCCAAAGCUCAAGCACUGUCCGGAGAUUAAUUCAGGAGAGUUGUUGGAAUUGGAUUUAUUUAAGACACCCAUCCGGGAGUUGCCGACUGCAGUUAACUGCUUCAAGUUGGGUGGCAUCCUUAGUCUAUCUGGCAAAAACAUCACCAACUUCCCCACAACCUCAGCAAUCUUCCAGAGGUUUAAGUUGUACGGUACUGCAGUGGCAGAGAUGGAUUGUUAUGAUGAUUAUCAAGCUUCUUCUGAUUUAUUGCCGAAAUUUGACAUGCUAGAGUUGGAAGGUAACUCACUGCUCAAGAGCCUACCAAAGAAUAUAUGGAACAUGGUCACUGCUUCUCUCAUUGUUAGGGGCAGCCCACUGCUUGAGAGUUUGCCGGAGAUCUCGGAGCCUUUGAUUAGUUUAUCCCAACUUUUUUUAACGGAGUGUGAAAGUCUCGAAAGGCUACCAUCCAACAUCAACAAUUUCGUAUUUCUCGAUUUUCUGAAUUUGACAUCCACUGGCAUUAAGUCGUUGCCUUCCAGUAUCCAAGAGUUGAACCAACUCCUUUCAAUAGUUCUGAGCAACUGCAAGAGCCUUGAGUCUAUCCCAAGCAGUAUUCAUAAACUACCCAAGCUACAGAAGUUGCAGUUGGGAGGAUGUGGGCGUAUUCUAUCUUUGCCGGAACUUCCGCCAAGUCUCUUUAAGUUGGAUGUGGGUGGGUGCAAGUCAUUACAAGCUCUACCAAGCAAUGCCAGUGAGCUGAGUUGGUCCGGCCUCGUGUUUGACAAUUGCCCUCAACUAGACAAGACAGUUCCUGAUGAAAUAGUGGCAAAUUACUCUGUUUGCGCACAAUUGUCUAAGCACCCUAAGCCUACGGGGUUUCUUCACUAUUCGGGGAGCGAUAUUCCAGAAUGGUUUGCCUGCAAAAGCAUAUACGAUAAGGAUGCUUCAUGUAUAAUGAUGCAACUACCUCCUGCAAACUGCAACGGUAGUGAGCAAUUGAUUAAAGGAAUUGCAUUUGGUAUGGUGUGGCGUUCGGAUGCUCUCACUGGUCGCGAGAGUAUGAAAUGUGAUUGUGAUAUUGACACCUUCACGAUCGCCUCGUGGAGCUGUUUUAUUUUCCCAGAAGAUGCUUUGUGCGAAAGGUAUGAAUCGGACUUGGUAUCUCUAUGGUUCGACAAGAAAACCAAGGGAAGAAGAGGAAGAUGCGGGGAAGAUCAAUGGUACGUGAAAUAUGCUGGCCGCACUGUUACCUUCCGGUUCUAUGCUUCUAGAUUAUCAUAUGGAGGAGAUGUCGAGCAAGUGGAGAAGUUCAAAAUCAAAAGAUGCGGCCUCUCUCUUCUGUACUGAGUACAAGCAGGUGGGUGUCGACAUAAUGUGGAAAUGAAGGUCAUCUAUACAUGCUUCAUUUUUUUUCAAUAGUAAAAUUAACAUAAUUCCUAAUUAGAGUUUAUUCAAGUGACAAAAUAUUGGUUUUAACUGGUGGAUCUUGGAGUCUUCUGUUGACUUUGAGUUGUAGGCUAUUUGUACAGAUCGGAAAAGCCUCCAAUCAAUGAAGUUAUUGGUCAUGU
This is a messenger RNA of Linum trigynum, 4401 nucleotides long. The record is from the annotation of a GenBank genome assembly. Lineage: Eukaryota; Viridiplantae; Streptophyta; Magnoliopsida; Malpighiales; Linaceae.